This is a messenger RNA of Ilex paraguariensis (yerba mate), 2064 nucleotides long. The record is from the annotation of a GenBank genome assembly. NCBI's taxonomy places the organism in Eukaryota, Viridiplantae, Streptophyta, Magnoliopsida, Aquifoliales, Aquifoliaceae.
AUGGAGGCUAGGCAUAGAUCAAUAGAAGAGGUACACAAAAGAAGGUUGCAGAGAAUUAAAGUUAAAGAUGUGGAGAAGCCCUUCAACAUUUCCAUCCAAGAUAAGGGCACAAAAUGCAAGAGUCAUCCAUUGAAAUUGGUUCUACUUAUCAUUAUAGUUGGCACUUUUGCAACACUUCUUUACCCUCCAACUGUUUGUUAUCCUGACCAUAUAUCAGAUGCUGUUUAUCAGUCACAUUUUGUGAACAGGUUGAUAUGGGGGGACUCAGAUCCCCGAUACAUAUCGCCUUUCGACAUCAACUGGGAAGAAAUUUCAAAAGUCAUGGAGAAAAUGUCUGGCAUGAGUGAAAUUCAAGGAGUGGGCCUGUUAAAUUUCAAUAAGAGUGAAAUCAAUUACUGGAAAGAAUUUAUUCCUUUCGCCAACCACACUGUUCUGUACCUGGACCAUGUCGAAAGAAACAUGACUUGGGAUACAUUGUACCCUGAAUGGAUCGAUGAAGAACAAGAAGAUGAAGUUCCCAGUUGUCCAUCUCUGCCAAAGCUUGAAGUUCCAAGAAGACGACUUGAUCUUAUUGCUGUUAAGCUUCCUUGUAGAAACGAGGGGAAUUGGUCGAGAGAUGUUGCUCGGUUGCACUUGCAGCUAGCAGCUGGUGGACUAGCAGCCUCUGCCAAAGGCAAUUACCCUAUUCAUUUACUUUUUGUCACCAAAUGCUUUCCAAUUCCGAACCUUUUCACUUGCAAGGCAAUGGUUGCACGUGAAGACAGCAUAUGGUUAUACAAGCCAAACUUGAAUUUAUUGAGAGAAAAACUCCAGCUCCCGGUUGGUUCAUGUGAACUUGCACUUCCUCUUGGAGCCAAAGAAGGAGAUUACUUAGGAAACAUUCAACGGGAGGCGUAUGCUACAAUCCUGCAUUCUGCUCAUGUUUAUGUUUGUGGAGCAAUUGCUGCUGCCCAAAGCAUCCGCAUGGCAGGGUCCAAGAGGGAUCUCGUAAUACUUGUCGAUGAUUCAAUCAGUAAUUAUCACAGGAGUGGAUUAGAAGCAGCAGGAUGGAAAAUCCGGACAAUCCAGAGAAUAAGAAAUCCAAAAGCCGAGAAAGACGCCUACAACGAAUGGAAUUAUAGCAAGUUCCGACUAUGGCAGCUAACAGAUUAUGACAAGAUCAUUUUUAUUGAUGCUGACAUGCUUAUACUAAGAAACAUUGAUUUCUUAUUUGGAAUGCCAGAGAUUUCUGCAACAGGAAACAAUGGCAGUCUUUUCAACUCAGGUGUAAUGGUGAUUGAGCCAUCAAAUUUUACGUUCCAGCUUUUAAUGGAUCACAUCAAUGAAAUUGAGUCCUAUAAUGGUGGAGACCAGGGGUACUUGAAUGAAAUAUUUACAUGGUGGCAUAGGAUACCAAAACACAUGAAUUUCUUGAAGCAUUUUUGGGUUGGUGAUGAUGAAGCUGUAAAACAGAAGAAAAUUCACCUUUUCGGGGCUGAGCCUCCAAUUCUCUAUGUCCUCCACUAUCUUGGAUAUAAGCCAUGGUUGUGCUUCCGGGACUACGACUGCAACUGGAAUGUGGAUAUAUUACAAGAAUUUGCUAGUGAUGUUGCUCAUAAUAGAUGGUGGAAAGUUCAUGAUGCAAUGCCAGAACAAUUGCAGCCAUUAUGCCUAUUGAGAACAAAGCAGAAGGCACAGUUAGAGUGGGACCGGAGGCAAGCCGAAGAGGGGAACUACACAGAUGGACAUUGGAGAAUCAAAAUAAAGGAUCGGCGUUUGAAGAAGUGCAUUGACAAAUUAUGUUCCUGGAAGAGCAUGUUACGGCACUGGGGCGAGACAAACUGGACAGACGACGCAUUUCUUACUCCACCGCCACCUUCCAUCACCAAGGCAUCUCUUUCUGGAGAAAUCCUCACAGCUACAACUGUGAACAACACAGAAGACAACAAGAUACUUUAUGAAGACCGGUUUGAAUUUUUCAAUCUUUGUUAUAUUGCCAUGCCAUUUUACACUGAUCUUGAAAUUAGUAGUAAUAUAACAACAUUCUGCAGCAUGAAUCCUAGAAGAGCAUGGUGGAGGACUUAG